AUGUCCUCCGAGGUGGCCGCCCGCUGCGACGCCAAGAAGUUGGUGCGCUCGCCCAGCGGCCUGCGCAUGGUGCCCGAGCACCGCGCCUUCGGCAGUCCGUUCGACCUGGAGGAGCCGCGGUGGGUCCCCGACAGGGAGUGCCCGCGGUGCAUGCAGUGUGACGCCAAGUUUGACUUUCUCACCAGAAAGCACCACUGCCGCCGCUGCGGGAAGUGCUUCUGCGACAAGUGCUGCGGCCAGAAGGUGGCGCUGCCGCGCAUGUGCUUCGUGGACCCCGUGCGUCAGUGUGCGGCCUGCGCGCUCGUGUCCCGCAAGGAGGCCGAGUUCUUCGACAAGCAGCUCCGCCUGCUGCUCAGCGGAGCCACCUUCCUUGUAAGUUUUGGAAACUCCGAGAACUCAGAAACGAUGGUUUGUCGUCUCUCCGGCAACCAGAGAUACCUGCUGCUGGACGGGGCCAGCCACCACGAGAUCCAAGUCACACACAUCGCCGCCGUGCAGGUCCUCACGGAGGGCUUCCCCGCCGGAGACAAAGACACGCACACUUACACCAGCCUCCUGGGGAGCCUGCCCGCCUCCGAAGGGGGCGCCGCUCGGGCCACGGGCAUGUCCCUGCAGUUCUCGGCACCAGGGGCGGAGAGCGUGGCCCAGCUGAAGCUGACUGCAGGGGAGGAUGCACAUGGCAGCAGGAAGCAGGCGAUGGCGUGGCUGGCAGCCAUGCACAAGGCCGCCAAACUCCUCUACGAGUCUCGGGACCAGUAA
Molecule: messenger RNA, 759 nt
Organism: Pipistrellus nathusii (Nathusius's pipistrelle)
Lineage: Eukaryota; Metazoa; Chordata; Mammalia; Chiroptera; Vespertilionidae
Source: the annotation of a GenBank genome assembly